This is a messenger RNA of Hylaeus anthracinus, 7661 nucleotides long. It is a transcript of the gene Ptr, whose product is annotated as patched domain-containing protein 3. Gene Ontology annotation, cellular component: plasma membrane; cytoplasmic vesicle membrane. The coding region runs from base 258 to 3386 and encodes 1042 amino acids. NCBI's taxonomy places the organism in Eukaryota, Metazoa, Arthropoda, Insecta, Hymenoptera, Colletidae. The record is from RefSeq and is a predicted model, not a curated record. The transcript has 9 exons.
CUCGAGGGAGCGUUCGAGCGGGCAUUCUCUUUCUCGUGCUCGACUUUACAUCGUCGACAAUGACACGCCGGUGCCCGGAAACGUGCAGGUGAAACCACUCGACGGAAACGCGCGCAAGAUUGUUCGGUGUUCAUCGAGGAAUAGUGUUUGCCAAGGAGUAGUAACCAUUGAUAGGAGCCAGUAAACGUUCCAGUACCAGUAUACGAGCAGUUAGUCUCAUCGAUUUCGAGAAAGAGAAAUCCUCGCGCGAUACAAUCAUGAUGUGGAGCAAUAUGACCUGCGUGGACGACUUCUUGAACCGAGCGUUUCACAAAUUGGGCCUUGUGGUGGGUCGCCAUCCCGGCUAUUUCGUGGUUAUUCCGGUACUGGUAGCCUUUAUCUGUUUCACCGGCUACCAGAGGAUUCAUUACGAGAUCGAUCCUGAAUACCUCUUCUCGCCGACCAAUGGCCCGAGCAAAACGGAGAGGGCGAUCGUGGAACAGUACUUCAAGGUCAAUUACAGCCACCAUUUCAACCUGGGACGCAUUACUAGGCCAGGUCGAUUCGGUCACGUAAUUAUAACGUCGAAGGAUGGAAACGAGAAUUUGCUGAGAAGAGCUGUUUUUGACGAGUUGGCUCAAUUAGACGAAGUGAUUAGAACCGCGAAAGCAACAUACGAGGGUGAAGUGUUCACCUACGAACAAAUAUGCGCCAGGUGGUUGGACAAAUGCUUCGCCAACGACAUCCUGAAACUCUCGGAUAUCAUAGAGGAUGUGGAGAAGAGGGAGCUGAACUUGACGUUUCCGGUGAUGUUCAAUCCGGUUACCUGGGAGAUUCAUUUUCUGCCAGUCUACUUCGGUGGGAGUGUGAUCAACGAAGACCUGGUUGUGGAAACUGCACCAUCGAUGCAGCUCGCUUACUUCCUCUCUGCUGACAGCUCGCGCCUAGAUGCAAUUGGAGCGGCGUGGGAAGAAGCUUUCCUCGAAACCGUUAGGAAAGUUGAGGAAGAAGGUGUCUUCAAACACAUCGCCACAGCGAGGUUCGCUUCCAGGACCCUCGAGCUCGAACUAGAGGAGAACACAAAGACCAUCGUGCCUUACUUUUCGAGUACGUUCAUCCUGAUGGCUGUCUUUUCCGUGGCGACUUGCAUGAUGACCGAUUGGGUGCGUAGCAAGCCUUGGUUGGGGCUGCUUGGAAAUGUUUCCGCAGCGAUGGCCACCGUAGCUGCGUUUGGUCUCUGCAUCUACCUAGGCGUCGAUUUCAUCGGUCUCAAUCUGGCUGCACCGUUUCUCAUGAUUGGUAUCGGAAUCGACGACACAUUCGUGAUGCUGGCAGCUUGGAGACGUACCAGUAUCAUGAAACCGGUACCUGAAAGGAUGGCCGCGACUCUGAGCGAGGCUGCUGUCUCGAUUACGAUAACCUCGUUGACCGAUAUGAUAUCGUUUUUCAUCGGGAUCCUCUCACCUUUCCCGUCGGUCCAGAUCUUUUGUAUCUAUUCGGGAUUCGCGGUGGUUUUCACUUUCGUCUUCCAUCUGACGUUCUUCACGGGAUGUGUGGCCAUAAGCGGCUACUGCGAGCAGAAGAAUCUCCACAGCAUCAUGUGCUGCAAAGUUCAACCACUCUCCAAGUCCAUGCACCGAUCUUGGCUGUAUAGAGCGUUGUGCUCAGGAGGAGUGAAUCCAGAUGAUCCGUACAAUCCGAUCGAUAAUCCAGAGCACGGCUGCAUGAGUUGGUUCCGCGAUUACUUGGCUGUUGCGUUGAACUGUCGACCCAUCAAGGCCAUAGUCAUUCUAAUAUUCGUGUGUUACCUGGCCGGUGCACUCUACGGAUUAACGACUCUUCAGGAAGGCUUGGAUCGUCGCAAGCUCUCCAAGAAUGAUUCCUAUUCGAUCGUCUUCUACGACCGCCAAGAUUACUACUUCCGGGAAUUUCCUUAUCGGAUACAGGUGGUUGUCAGCGGCGAGUACGACUACAGCGACCCGGUUGUUCAGCAACAAGUAGAGAACCUAACGAGGUCUCUGGAGGCCAGCGGCUACAUCAGCAGUGCUCCUAUCUACACAGAGAGCUGGUUACGAGGAUUCCUCAACUACGUGAACUACAGCGGGACGGAAGUAAACAUCACGAACGAGGAGAGCUUCAUAACAACUCUGAAGGAAACUUGGCUGUCCCCGAAAACCAGCUUCUCUCUGGAUGUAAAGUUCGACGAGGCGGAAGAGCACAUCGUGGCGAGUCGAUUCAUGAUCCAAGCGGUGAACGUGAGCGGAACCAAUCAAGAGAAGGACAUGGUGAAGGAGCUGCGUCGUAUUUGCGCGGAUUCACCUUUGAACGCGAGCGUCUUCCAUCCGUACUUUGUGUUUUUCGAUCAAUUCGAGUUAGUGAAGCCGACGAGCAUCCAGUGCAUGGUGUUCGGUGCCCUGAUCAUGAUGCUGAUCAGCUUCAUCUUCAUACCAAACGUCCUGUGCUGUCUCUGGGUGGCGUUCUGCAUCAUCUCCAUCGAAUUAGGAGUCGCUGGAUACAUGGCCCUCUGGGACGUUAACCUGGACAGUAUAUCCAUGAUCAAUUUAAUUAUGUGCAUUGGCUUCAGCGUCGACUUCACCGCCCACAUUUGCUACGCCUACAUGAGCUCCAAGCAGAAGACUCCCGACGACCGGGUCAAGGAGAGCCUUUACAGCCUUGGGCUACCGAUAGUCCAGGGUGCCACUUCCACGAUUCUAGGCUUGGUCGCCCUGGUUCUCGCCGGCACCUACAUCUUCAUGGUGUUCUUCAAGAUGGUAUUUCUAGUAAUCUUUAUAGGAGCCAUGCACGGCAUGCUCUUGCUUCCCGUUUUGUUGUCCCUGUUCGGCCCUACGACUGUCGAUGAUGAGGACACCGAGCAAACGAAGCAGCGAAAAUUAGCGAUGAGAGAGAACGAGCUGAGCGGCAAGCUUCAGCAGCCAUACGUGAUUCCACACCCUAGUAUCUCUUACUAUCAUCACGCGGGGAAGAGUCUUCAGGGAAGUCCCGCGACCAGCCUGGCCGCGUUCGAAGAGAGAGAUCCUGGACUAGGGACCAGCGAAGACAGCAACUCGACGGAGAGCAGCUCCUCGCAGAGCAGACAACGGGAGAGUCAGCUGGAGCAGGAGAACAACAGGCGUCAUGACGUCUGGAGAAGAUCCAUCGGGGUUCUCUACGGCAUGUCCCAGUUCCAGACAGCCGCGCAACCCGUAUCACCACCGCCAGACUAUGCUGGCGCGUUGCAGGAGCUCCAGGCUGAUCUGGAGCGUCGCACCGUCAGAACGGUACCCUACAUCGGGCCCCAUCCCGCCUACAGGUCUGCCAAUCAGCUUCACAGCGACCACAGAAGAAGUAGGUCGUAUCACAACAUCCACCAUUCCUCGAGGUAUCUGACAGACCCUCGGUAUCCUUAACGAUGACGAGGCUCACGGAUCUGGCCAGCAGAGCUCCACGGAGGAGAAACUUUCAAGGGCUUCUUCUUCUUCUCUCUUGGAAUUCAAUCUCAUGUUCGAAUUCUCGCUACAUUCGAUUUUCUAAACCAAGAAACACUUUACAUUAAGACCUGUCGAUCGGUGGAUUUGGUCUGAUUCGGAUUUGCUGGUUACGAAUAUCCGUCUAAGAAAACUCGUUGGAUUCUAUGCUCUCGUAUUGGAGAGAAUAAAUCGAAACUCUCUUAACGAAUCUUCACCGAGGAGAUCCGUCGAAGUGGGCAGACUACGUUUGAACGAGUUCGAUGAACUCCGGAACUAUGAACUCGCCGAUCGAGGAGCAAACCGCGAACCCGUGAAUCGAUCGAGCGACGUGGAAGUGACUUGUAUUUCAAGUGCGCGAGAAACGCGUUUGCUGGAUAGAUUGUUUUUUAGCACGCGACGAAUGUAGGAAGUUUAUUGGAUUUAGUAGUGCGACGAGUCUCGGCGCGAUGUUACCGUGAGAAGCUGUUUCAGCCGUGACGAGAAUUGGCCUGAUUCAAAUCUUGCGCGGUUGUGAUUAUGGCGCAGUCUUAAUCGCGCGAUGAAAGAAACUAACGAUUCAAGGACCAAUUAAUUGUUUACGAGAAAAGUAGGUUAACCCCUUGGCCUGCGACCACCCGUGAGACUCGUGGUACGGAAUUCGGGACGAAUAUGAAAGACACGAGUCGGACACGUUGAAGAAAGGAAGGAGCGUGAUAGUGAACGGUAGGGCAAGGGGUUACUUUAAGAGGGUAGAAUACAGUGACAGCCCCAAAAAGUAUGAUUAAUAUAACAUACUUCGUUAUAAUAAUAAAUGAAUUUUAAAAAAUCCUGGUGAUAUUUAAAAAAAAUAAUUGUUUUCGAAGCCUUGCGAUGCAUCGUAUUGGGAUAAAUUCCGGCAAAUCGAAAGAAGUUAUAACAAAAACCCCAGACAUCAUAAAAUGCAAUAUUUUAUUCUAUAAAUUUUUUUUACAAACUUUACAUGCCUGCCAACAUGUUAAUUUUUACAAAAAUAGACAUUUUUCUAGACAACACAUUUUUUAAAAUGUAUCAAGAUUUUUCUUCUUUCAUGUAAUAGUAAACCAAAAUACGCAACCUUAUAUUAAUCGACCGUUCACUUUUUUUGUUAUUGCUGUUUCUACCCGUUAAUAUUUGAUGAUACUAUGAUAUCCCAAGUGAAAAUAGUUUGAUUCUUUCGAAGUCAAACUGAUUGUUUGUACCUAAUCAGACGACUCCUCUACGGUCAACUCUGUUGUUCCUUCUACGACAUUUUAUAAGAAAUUUUAUUAUAAUAGUAUGCUUCCAAUAUAUUUUUCUCUUUUCUGUAAAGUUUUCUAUGCGAAUCGUAGCUUUUAGGGAUAUUUUUGUAACUUAUGGAAAGAGUCCAACGCGAUCCGCGACAAGAUGUGGAAUACUGAUUUGAUCGUGAGGGACAAUUGGUAAUAACGUAGAGUGAUGUUUCUAUGAACGAUACGAAUAGCAAUUACGUAUUCGUAUACACUGCUGCACAAAAGUUACAGGACCCCUGCUAUUUUUAAUAAUCUAUGCUAUUUUACCCUUGUUACUCGAUGUAGUUGUACUUGUAGAUAAAAAUUGAUGAAUUAUUUAACUUUUUAUUUAGACUACGCCAUUGUGUCAGUCUCUGCGUACCGUGACUGAAAAGAAGCUGAAGAAUCGACUCCAUAUUGCGUCUAUGUGAAGAUUAUAGUUCGUUAGACAGUCUACGUGUAAACAAUAAUAACGUUGAUAUUCAAGAUUUAGUUAAUUUACUAAAACUACCAAGGUCAACGCAUAUCUAUUAUGGCAAUCAUUCGAUUAAGACAACUUCUCCAUAUAUAUUUAAUGUUAGUCAUUCGACAAUAGUGUAACUAAUUAUUUUAGGUAGUUCAAAAAAUAUAUUCGACAUUUUCGUGGUACGUUUUGUAAUCAAGGCAACGGGUAAACUCCUAUUCUUAGUUUUUUUUUUAAUAUGACCAUGAUUACGAAAGAUGCGUAAAUUAUAUUCCAACAAGAAUGAAGUGAUAUCUCAACUGAAACUAUAGGAAAACUAGCCUAAGUGUCGUUAAAGUAGAGGUAUAUCGAUGAAAAGAUAUUUUAUGGUAAGCUUUCUAAAAUAUUCAAAUUUAAAAAAUAUUACCCGAAGAAAUAGGUAAAUCAACACAGUUGUAGUUAACAUACAUUAAUGCAAGACAAAUGCGAUAAUCUUUCAUUUUUUUAGCAAGCUUUCGAAUGUAUAAAAUAUUAAGAGCUAGUUAAGCUUCUGUAACUUUUGAACAGCAGUGUAUGUUUGUUACGCAUAUACAUAUUUUUACUUGUAUACACAACGCGUUCACCUACCAUUGAGUUCGUCGCUCGGUUUCUUUGUUUUUCCUUUCUUUUUUAAGAAAAUUAUACGAAUACACAUAAUUAUAUUUAGUGUUGCGAAACAAAAUGGCAAAAGUUACCGCGCACGAGUGAACCAAGAAUCGCGAAAGACGACGGUUCGCUUCGAUUUUACCGAUGGUUCUUUGCAAUCGUUUGAUUCUUACGAUCCACGGAUCUAGAAACACGGAAUAUUCUAUGUAGUGUUUAAGGAAGUGUUCUCAAAGAACGACAUUCUGCUCAAGAGAAAUCAAAACCAAAACGUGCAACAGGGGAGUGAAUCUUUUGUUUAAACUAGAUUUUAACCCCCAACCUAAGCGUACCUUCGACGAAUCGAAAACUGGAAAGAAAAUCGUUUCGUGAAAUAAUAGUAUGUUCUCGUGCUUGUUUUGGCAGGAACAAAUUAACGAUUAUCCGUCUUAAUGAGAAAACAAUGAAGAUUUUCGACCAUCAAGCUUUUGCUCCUUCACGAAUUUUCACAAAUGUUAUUUGGAAGAGUAACGAUGUUUUUCAUAGAGUAAAAUUAAAGAGUUUUCAUAAAUCGAGAAGUUCAUAAAUUGCUUCAUAAUUAGAAGGCGGCGGAUAUUUAUUCGCAAAUUCAUAUUUUCACAGACACGGAAAAAAAAUUAAUGCUCAAACGAAAGUAUGUUCAACCUUCUAAACGCCAUAAUAUUUAUAUUAUUAUAGUUGAUGUCUUAUAUAUUCUUGUCCUAUAUUCUAAACUCUUCUAAUUCUCAUAGAUUUCCUCAUACUUCCUUUCGCUAUAAAUGCAUAAAUAUUCGCAGUCCAAUAUUUUUUAUUGUAUUUAUUUAACAUGAGUCAACUCAUACAUUUCAAUGUUAUUAAAAUGAACUAUGCAAUCACAGAAGAUUCUCUUUCUAAUAUCUACAAUUUUAACAAAUUCGACGAAAGUCAAUGUUAUUAUACAAAGUGUCCCGUAUAAAGUUUCACAUGCUGCUUUCUCAGAAACUAAUAAAAAUAUUGACUUCAUUCCUAUUAUUAACAAUCGCGUUGGCUUAGUACAAUAAUAAAACAGUAAUUAUGAAACAAUUUGUGAACAAAAUAAAGUUCGUGUAACCUUUACACCGUUACAAAAUAAAAUUAUUUCGUUCAUUGGCAAAUGUUUAUUGCUCGUUAAGACUAAUAAAAGUUUUAGAUCCAUCGAUUCGUGUGAUGCACAUGAUAAAACGUAUAUCGUGCCUUACCGAAAAAAGGAGCGUGAUUCUUAAUAAAGAAAAGAUAAAAAAAAAGAAUAGUUUGUGUCAAACGGAGGUAAAUCCAACCGUUUGAUGAUUGGAAUUUAGCUGAAAAUAUCGGCGGGCAUUCGAGCGUGAAAACAAGUGUGAUUGCGAUGAGAUGAGCUUUGAAAUUGGCAAAUUCUAGAUCAAAGUUUCGAAUAACGAAUAAACGAUAAAGAAUUACUUAUUCGUUUCUAGUGAAAUAAAAAUUUGAACGAUGGAAACAAAAAUGUCUCGACGAUCAACGAAACAUUAAACUGUUCGAUCGAAAUAACGUCCUGCGAAGUGUUAUAAGUUGGUUUCGUACGUUAUCUAUCGUUCGAGUGAACUAUUGCUCGUCUCUGGUUCUACAUAGCCGAGGAAAACAAUGGCCGUCCUGUGCAUUCGGCAGGACUUUUCUUGUACAACGAUGAUCGAGUAUGCUUGUUACGUAUGAGAGAGUGCACGGUGUACUAUGCAUUGUUGCACUAUGCGAAAAAUUCUUGUAAACUAAAUAUAUUCUGGUAACGAUUUUACGAUUAACCUUUCUCAGGGUUUCCUAAUUCUUUCCACCACCAACUAAUGCAUAAGUCGGUCAUUUUCAUUAACGAAUGUUAAAUUAGAAAAAUGCGCACAUAAUAAUAUUUACAUUAAUUAUAUA